Blastomyces dermatitidis ER-3 is the source of this 2007-nucleotide messenger RNA. RefSeq lists its product as uncharacterized. The record is from RefSeq and is a predicted model, not a curated record. Gene Ontology annotation, molecular function: protein binding. Bases 819 to 1487 code for a protein of 222 amino acids. NCBI's taxonomy places the organism in Eukaryota, Fungi, Ascomycota, Eurotiomycetes, Onygenales, Ajellomycetaceae. The transcript has a single exon.
CGUUGAGGACCUAAAUAGUUACAGGAGGAGGGCCAUAUUUACCCCGAUUGAUACGAUAAUAACAGUGAAAUUUCUUCUCAAAUGCUCCAAAGGGCUAAAUAGCUGAGAAAACCAUGUCCGAAGAACUCACUAUGCAAUUCAAUUUAUACACCAGUCAGCGAAGGACUUUCUUCUUGCGGAGGAUGGACUGGAAUUACUUUCGCCCGCCCUGAGAACUGACGUCCUAGGACAAAGCCACGAGCGACUGAAGCAGUGUUGUCUCAAUUACAUUGAAACCGAUACCAUUUCUCCUUCCGGAGGAUGGAGGAAGAUUUCUUCAAUGGAAGAAGCAUUUCCAUUUUUGGUAUAUGCUUAUACUAGUGUGCUGUAUCACGCCGACGUAGCAGCGGGAGCUGGAAUAUUGCACGAGGACUUUAUUACAACUAUCAGGGGCGACAAAUGGUUUCAAGUUUAUGAUGACUGACUACCUUGUCAAGGCCAGUUGUUAUGUUUGUAUUAGCUUCGGACAAUCUGCCAAAUCUCAUCAGAAUUCACCCGUCCAGCCUGUCAUAUCUCGACGACGAAGCUAGGAGGUGGAGUACCCCUUUUUCCAUAGUGAGCACCAGGGGGAACAAAACCAUCAAGGCAUUCAUAGAAGUAUAGGCAAAAGCUCUCCCCGACAAUCCUCACAUCCAAACCCUCGCCCGAAGUUUGUGCGAGGACAUCGAUCGAUCGAUCUCGUACCGGCCGGCAAUCCGUGGCACGCGCCGCACUGUAUCACCCCCCGACACUCAUUGAUUUCCUGCUGGAAACCAGAAGAUGGACGCUAGACAGCAAGCAUGACAAUGGUCGGACACUGCUGUCACAGGUCAUUUGUCUUAGACCGGGUACAGAUGUUGUCAAGUUGCUGCCUGAGAAGUACAAAGUUGAUCCUAACUCAUAGGAUAACUUGGGCCGCACACCACUGUCACUUGCUGUUGAAUAUGAACAGAAUGAGAAGGUUGUUGAGCUGCUACUUCAGAAUCCCCAAGUCAAUCCUGUGGCAUCAGAUAGCAGAGGUCGCACACCACUGUCAUAUGCUAUUUGUGCUGGGUUUAAUAAUGGAGAGUCGGAGAGUUGAUCCUAACUCGCGAGGUAAUAGUGGUCGAACACCACUAUCCUAUGCUGCACAAUAUGGGCACCGCCAUGCUAUGAAGCUACUACUUAACACUAGCAAAGUCGAUGUUGAUUCAGAGGACAAUAUAGGUCGAACACCUCUAUCCGAUGCUGCACAAUAUGGGAAGCAGGAAGUUAUCCCGCUACUGCUUCACACCGACAAAGUUGAUAUUGACUCGGUAGAUAAUAAUAAUAUGACACCACUAAAGUACGCCGAGAAGUCCGGAAUACCGAGACUGUCAAUUUGUUGCUUGAAAUUCGCAAAACUUUAUCGAAUCCACCACAGUUGUUCAAUGAAAUGGGUCGUCACAUGCCAGAAAACGAAGAGUAUCAUAUGUUGGUUUAACAGGUAAAUUAAAAAUGUUAGUAGUCAACACGGACACAGAUAACGAUCUGUAAUUCCAUUCUCUGCUGUGGGCGGAAACAAUCGAGUGAGCAGCACACGACGGGUUUUAUUGUUGCUUGGUAGGCACUUUUAAGGAGGAUCAAGAAGAUGCUUAUAUGGUCGGCGUUUGGUGGAUGUCCGGGAUGAAUUCGUUCUAGUGGUUUGUUGGGAUUGAGAAAGAGUGGAACUGGACUUGGAUUUUCAAGAAGUAUUUCAAGAAUGUCGUCUCUUUGACUGGGGAAAGAGAAAGGAAAGGAAUGGAAUUCAUAGAUUUACGUGGCUUCUCUACAUGUACGUACUUCGAAGUAGUCCGAAGGGUAGCAUACAUUAUGGGGAAUAAGGUAGUAGAUAUUACGUUGACUCGUGCAAUGGACAGAGGAAAGAGGUGUCCUUCGUUCAGAACGUUGACCUACAGAACAAACUCAUUUCCGGCUACAAAAGUAUGGAGAAACUUUCAUUCGUCGAUUUCAUUAGAUUUGGGAAUAUAA